AAAGGGUUCCAGGGAGGAAAGAAGCAUUUGCUUAAAAAUAUAGAAAGAAGUAGAUAUAAUAAGCAGCAACAAGGUGGAGUGAACAUUCCCAGUCCUGCAACCCUUGGAUUAGACGUUGACUUAGAGUCUCUUAAGAAAGAACAAAACACACUAAGAGUUGAAAUCCUGAAAUUAAGGCAACGAGAAGAGGAAUCAAAACAUCAACUUAACUCUGUUCAAGAGCACAUGCACUGUGCAGAAUGUAGGCAGCAACAUAUGUUCAAUUUCUUUGUUAAGGUUGCCAAGGACCCCAAGUUUGUUCAGCAGUUGAGCCAAAAGAGAUGGCAGCAGAGAGAGCUUGAUGGGGCUGAAUAUAGGAAGAAGUGCAGAUUGCUUGAAACCCAGGAUACCAAGAGCUUGCCUGAGGCCAUGGAUGCGGGCACAAGUAUCAAUUGUAGAAACCAAAAUUCUAAAACACAAUUGGAGCUAACUGGGUUAUUAUCAGAGCACACAGACAGCAGCAACCAAAGAAAGCUGUUCAUGGCUGAUCAAUCAGGGACUCAUACUCAGACUCAUGAAGGCAACAUGAUGUUUGGAGCUACUAUCUCAGACAUGCCUUCCACUUAUCAUGACAUGUCAGAGAACCUGAUGUUGGAUAGUUCAAUUGUGGAAAAUGUUGUUGCUGAGAUAUCAGUGAGUGAUUCUAAAUUUUAUCUCGAGUUUUAGGAUUUGUUGGAGAAGCCUCAGAAUUGGGGUGGACAUGGGGGUGGACUGGUGGAGGAGAUAGGCUGUAUUGGAAUUAGGCCUUGAUCUCAGCCAUAUGCCUUGUAAGUUCCUGUUGGAAACUUGUUGUCUCUGCUAUUUUCGCAUGCACGGAUUUGGAUACCAUGUUGACAUAAAUAAUUGUAUUGGGCUAGCUGCUGCUGCUGCUUUUUCAUCUUUUUCAGCAAAAAGAUGAGUAGCACUUCCCUGGAGUUGUUGGAAGUUGGAAUGAUGGUAAAUCUGUCCUGGGUGAAAUAGCCAGAUUAUGAUCCAUGGCCCCAUAAAAGAAUUACAGGUCCUUGGUUACUCUUCCAUGUUUGUUUGAUCACUAUUGUCUGGUUUCUAGAUUGUAAAAAGUUUUAGGUUCUGUAUCAGUAAUACUGGAGCUUAGUCCUCUGGAUAGAAAUUGCAUUACAAUAGUUUAGUUAAAUUGGUUAGGAUGUGCAUAUAAUACCAGAUGUAAUAGAUUACACUGCUCGAUAGUCCUUAGUUAAAUGUGGCCCCUAAUCUCAGUUGAAUUUUCUAAGUUUGUGUAUCUUUAUACAUUCAAAA
Carica papaya (papaya) is the source of this 1293-nucleotide messenger RNA. The record is from RefSeq and is a predicted model, not a curated record. NCBI's taxonomy places the organism in Eukaryota, Viridiplantae, Streptophyta, Magnoliopsida, Brassicales, Caricaceae.